Molecule: messenger RNA, 3679 nt
Organism: Lacerta agilis (Sand lizard)
Lineage: Eukaryota; Metazoa; Chordata; Lepidosauria; Squamata; Lacertidae
Gene: TM9SF3
Product: transmembrane 9 superfamily member 3
Exons: 15
Coding region: 103-1848 (581 amino acids)
Biological process (GO): protein localization to membrane
Cellular component (GO): membrane
Source: RefSeq, a predicted model, not a curated record
GCCGUAAGCGCCGGCUGUUCCGGUGUGCGCCCGGAUGACGUGGCGGGAACGGCGGAAGCGGCGGCGCCUCCUUUUCUUCGGCGGCGGCUGGUGGAGACGGGGAUGGCGCCGGCCGGGCUCCUGUGGUGCGUGGCGGCCUUGCUGGUGCUGCGGGGCCGCGCCGACGAGCACGAGCACACGUACCAAGAUAAAGAAGAAGUUGUUUUAUGGAUGAAUACAGUAGGACCAUACCACAAUCGCCAGGAGACAUACAAAUACUUUUCUCUUCCUUUCUGUGGUGGAUCCAAAAAAAGCAUUGGUCACUACCAUGAAACGCUCGGAGAAGCACUGCAAGGAGUCGAAUUGGAGUUCAGUGGUCUGGACAUUAAAUUUAAAGAUGAUGUGAUGCAGACAACUUACUGUGAAAUAGACUUGGAUAAGCAAACAAGAGAUGCAUUUGUUUAUGCUAUCAAAAAUCAUUAUUGGUAUCAGAUGUACAUAGAUGACUUGCCAAUAUGGGGUAUUGUUGGUGAAGCUGAUGAAAAUGGUGAAGAUUACUAUCUCUGGACAUACAAAAAACUUGAAAUAGGCUAUAAUGGAAAUAGAAUCGUAGAUGUGAAUCUGACAAGUGAAGGAAAAGUUAAACUAGUUCCCAACACCAAAAUCCAAAUGUCUUACUCUGUGAAAUGGAAAAGGUCAGAUGUGAAGUUUGAAGACAGAUUUGACAAGUACCUCGACCCAUCUUUCUUUCAACACAGAAUUCACUGGUUUUCAAUCUUCAAUUCCUUCAUGAUGGUUAUUUUCCUGGUGGGCUUGGUUUCUAUGAUUUUAAUGAGGACACUGAGAAAAGAUUAUGCACGAUACAGUAAAGAAGAAGAAAUGGAUGAUAUGGACAGAGAUCUAGGUGAUGAGUAUGGCUGGAAACAGGUUCAUGGCGAUGUCUUCAGACCAUCCAGUCAUCCUUUAAUAUUUUCAUCUUUGAUUGGUUCCGGCUGCCAGAUCUUUGCAGUUUCUUUCAUAGUGAUCAUUGUUGCAAUGCUGGAGGAUUUAUACACAGAGAGAGGAUCAAUGCUAAGUACCGCUAUUUUUGUUUAUGCUGCAACAUCCCCAGUGAAUGGCUACUUUGGAGGAAGCCUUUAUGCCAGGCAAGGAGGAAGGCGGUGGAUAAAGCAGAUGUUCAUUGGGGCGUUCCUUAUUCCUGCAAUGGUGUGUGGCACAGCCUUCUUCAUUAAUUUCAUUGCCAUCUAUUAUCAUGCAUCAAGGGCUAUUCCCUUUGGAACAAUGGUGGCUGUGUGCUGCAUCUGCUUCUUUGUUAUCCUUCCUUUGAACCUUGUUGGCACAAUACUGGGACGGAACCUUUCGGGUCAGCCCAACUUUCCUUGCCGAGUCAAUGCUGUUCCUCGUCCAAUCCCAGAGAAAAAAUGGUUUAUGGAACCAGCUGUUAUUGUUUGCCUAGGUGGGAUUCUCCCGUUUGGAUCCAUUUUCAUUGAAAUGUAUUUUAUAUUCACUUCCUUCUGGGCUUACAAAAUCUAUUAUGUCUAUGGCUUCAUGAUGUUAGUUCUGGUUAUUCUCUGCAUUGUGACCGUAUGUGUGACAAUCGUGUGUACAUACUUUCUACUGAAUGCAGAGGACUAUAGGUGGCAAUGGACAAGUUUUCUGUCUGCUGCUUCAACUGCAAUCUAUGUUUACAUGUAUUCCUUUUAUUACUACUUUUUCAAGACGAAGAUGUAUGGCUUGUUUCAGACAUCAUUUUACUUUGGUUAUAUGGCAGUAUUUAGCACAGCACUGGGAAUAAUGUGCGGAGCUAUUGGCUAUAUGGGAACAAGUGCCUUUGUUCGAAAAAUCUACACUAAUGUGAAAAUUGACUAAGGAAAGUGAACUCUGGAACAGUUAACCCUUGGGGUGGGAUGGGGUGGGGGACAGAGUAUAUAAACUUGCACACCAAACAGCGCAAGGAGAAAAUUGUGUAUUUAACACUGGGCACUCUGUGGGUCUCUCUUUUGUGGAUCAUUUAAAGCAACAUCUGUUUUCAUUGAUCCUAGGUUCUUACUGACUUUCUUCAACUGUUCUCAGCAAAAGCUUGGAUUGUAUUUGGUAGGCAUCACUCCCCAGUACAUGCUAAUCUUCCCAAAAACUAGCUCACAAAGAUGAAAUAGACUAGCUCUCUUCAGUGAAGAGGACAAAACUGUAUUUACACAUUUGUUCCAUUUAAUUAAAAAAGGAAAAUGAAACUUGUGGAUCCUAAAACUUUGCUGAUUAGUUUCUGGUACUUUAAAAUACUAUUCUGGAAAUAUUUCCUACAUCCAGUUGUUAGUGCUAUUCUACAGGGUAAGGGGACACUGGAUGCUACCAGGAUAAUUUGCAGUAUCACCUAUUCUAACAUUUACAUGCAUUUGUUUUAAAAAGGCAAAUAUUUGCAUGCAGUAUCAGUCUAAUAGGACCAACUUUCCAUUGGUUCGUCAUUAAAGGAAUAUCCAGCUAUAUCUGAGAUCCAUCCAAAGAAUCUUUAAGUACAAAGGUGGAAUUCUCUGCACUGCAAUUUUUGUACAGUUAGCAAGAAAAAAUGGUAAAUAAAGAUGAUGCCAUCGGUUUUUAUUCAACACUUGGUGGUCUAGGUAACAAAAAUAAUUGAAUGUCUACAAUGAUUUUUUCCCUUUUUUCCUAACUCAGCCGCCCAUCCCCGGUUUGGCGUGUUUACUUGAUGAUUAAAAGGGGUAACAAGUGUAUAAAACAUUAAAUGAUGUAACUUAGAUGUAGCUCCCAAAUGUAUUUGGAUGUACAGAUUUACUAAAGAAUACUUUUUCUGAUGAUUCAGUGUACAAACGUGUGAAUUUAGGUGGCUUUUUACAUCCUGCCUGCUGUUGCAUGAAAUUUUGGGGGGUUUCCUCGCAAUGUGUGUGUGUGUGUGUGUCAUGUUUUCUGUUGACUGAAGCUCUUUCAAAAGCAAAAACUUGUAAUUUAUAAGUUUAAUUUUGUUUAGUUAUCUCUGGACACUUGUGUAACACCUAAAGCAGUGCUGCUUUAAGUGUUCAGAAAAUUUAAAAUAAACUUUUCAGACAAAUGUUCUGAUUGUAAAAAAUAGAUAAAUUUCGCAGUUGGUAAUUUUUUUCAAGCAGUACUGCAGAAUACCAAUUCUUGAAUAAAGUGCUACAUAUUCUCCAUAUAUCAAACGCCAGAGGAUAGGUCACAUUCCAAUUCCAGUGUGCUUUGUUAAUUUAGAAAGAAGCUUUCUGGCUCAUGAGAAUAGGCACCUUUAAAGUGUACAGUCUAUGAUGGUGGAAUAGAGAGUGGACAAAUGACAAUUAUUUCUGGAGGUUUGUUGCAGCAAGGCCUUCAGGGUUCCUUGUUUUCAAAGAUGACUGGAGAUUAAUUUUAACAUGUAUUGCCAAGGCAAGGCAGAUUCCAAAUAAUGCAGGUGUUCCCAAAAGACAAAUUGCUGUGAGGGGAGUUGGUUAGCCCUAAACUGUGUGUAUGGUGUAUGUAUGUAUAAAGCAAAAAGUUUUCCCGAGGUAAGUUCACUUGGAUACUUAUUUUCACCUUGGAAAAUUGUGGAAGAGGAGAAAUAAAUACAAUUUACUGUAAGUGAAUUGUAGCUGGCUAUCUGAAAAUGUUUUAUAUGUGUAGUUAAAUUCCAUGGUGGGUCUGCAGUUCUUUUCAUAUCUAAAUGGCAGACAGAUAUUAAAUGAUUUUGGCCCUCUUA